CAGCCAACGAGUUAUUGGUUUCUCAGCUAUCCAUUGAGUAAGUUGUAUAUCGUUCAUUUUAAGAAUGGCUCGUACUAAGCAAACUGCACGAAAGUCAACUGGAGGAAAGGCUCCUCGGAAGCAAUUGGCUACCAAGGCAGCUCGAAAAAGUGCGCCUGCAACUGGUGGAGUAAAGAAACCACAUCGUUAUAGGCCAGGCACUGUGGCUCUUCGAGAAAUUCGUCGUUAUCAAAAGAGCACUGAAUUACUUAUCCGAAAGUUACCAUUCCAACGUCUCGUACGUGAAAUUGCUCAAGAUUUCAAAACCGAUUUACGUUUCCAAAGUUCAGCUGUAAUGGCUCUUCAAGAAGCUAGUGAAGCAUACUUAGUUGGGUUAUUCGAAGAUACUAAUCUUUGUGCCAUUCACGCAAAACGUGUUACCAUCAUGCCUAAAGAUAUUCAAUUGGCACGACGAAUUAGAGGAGAAAGAGCUUAAUUUGAUCAGAUUUCAAAUAACAAAAAACGGCCCUUAUCAGGGCCAACAAUUUAUUUACGAUGGGCUUAUUCCGAUUCAUAAAUAAGAAUUGUAA
This is a messenger RNA of Vespa mandarinia (Asian giant hornet), 569 nucleotides long. Its product is annotated as histone H3. The record is from RefSeq and is a predicted model, not a curated record. Gene Ontology annotation, cellular component: nucleosome. Gene Ontology annotation, molecular function: structural constituent of chromatin; DNA binding; protein heterodimerization activity. Lineage: Eukaryota; Metazoa; Arthropoda; Insecta; Hymenoptera; Vespidae.